This is a messenger RNA of Diatraea saccharalis (sugarcane borer), 462 nucleotides long. The record is from the annotation of a GenBank genome assembly. NCBI's taxonomy places the organism in Eukaryota, Metazoa, Arthropoda, Insecta, Lepidoptera, Crambidae.
AUGAAGCCCUUUUCAGGGUCUCACACCGGAAAGAACAUAGCAAACGAACUUAACAUUAUUGCUGCACGGUGGAAUAUUCCGUUAAAUAAAAUACACAUUAUUGUACAUGAUAGUGGGGCUAAUAUGGUAAAAGGAGUUCAAGUGGCUGAAUACGAUUCAACUAGGUGUUUUAUUCACUCACUCCAGCGAGUCAUUACUGAAUCACUUAAAACUCAACAUGAUUUAGUAGAGAUGCUGAAUGCCUCAAGACGCAUUGUAACUCAUUUCAAGCAUUCAGGAUUAGCACAAGAAAAACUGAAGGCAAUUCAAACAGAGUUAAAGUUACCAGAACAUCAGUUGGUGCAAGACAUCAGUACACGUUGGAACUCGACGUACUAUUUACAAGAGCGGCUGCUAGAACAAAGACGCGCUGUUUCUUUGUAUAUAACCGACCACAAUAAACUCAGCAACUUGACUCUUUAA